GGACACCAGCCAGUCAUGGCCGCAGCUGAGACAGCCUUGUCCUCUGUCAGUACACUUGCCACGCUGGGCCAGUUCCUGGACACCCAAGAGGAUUUCCUCAAGUGGUGGCGCCCCGACGAGACACAGGAUUUGGGUCCGGGUCCCCCGGAUCUCACGGGGCCAUCCCUUCACGUGAGUCUGAAAUCGCAGCCCCCUCCCGGAGAGGACGAGGACGACGAGAGGGACGUGACCUGUGCCUGGGAUCCGGAUCUUUUCCUUACCAACUUCCCAGGUCCCGAGCCGCCAGGCACUCCCCGGAACUGUGCUCUGGUGCCCAGCGGGGCUCCGGUGGCACAGUACGCGCCGCCCGAGGCUCUGGGCGCCUAUGCAGGUGGCCCAGGGUUGGUGGCCGGGUCUUUGGGCUCCGAAGAGCACACGGGCUGGGCGCACUCCGCCCCGCGAACCCCAGCCUCUGAGCCCUUCGUGGCCCCUGACCUGGCCCCGGGUUCUGUGCCCAAGGCGCAGCCUGCAUUCUCCGAUUCGCGAGCGGGCUCGGCAGGCAGUUUCUUCCCGCGGGCCGGGCUCGGGGUGCCCACGGCUCCCAGCGCCCCCUAUGGGCUGCUGUCAGGGUACCCUGCGCUGUACCCCGCGCCACAGUACCAAGGGCAUUUUCAGCUCUUUCGCGGGCUCACGGAGCCUUCUGCCGGCCCCGCCGCGCCCCCUUCCUUCCUGAAUUGUCUGGGGCCCGGCGCGGUGGGCACGGAACUCGGAGCCACCGCGCUCGCGGGAGACGCAGGCUUGUCCCCGGGAGCCGCGCCGCCCAAGCGCAGCCGGCGAGCUUUGACACGAAAGAGGCAAGCGGCACACACCUGCGGGCACCAGGGCUGCGGAAAGAGCUACACCAAAAGCUCGCAUCUGAAGGCGCACCUGCGCACGCACACAGGAGAGAAGCCUUAUGCCUGCUCUUGGGAUGGCUGCGGCUGGAGAUUCGCUCGCUCGGACGAACUGACGCGCCACUACCGGAAGCACACUGGCCAGCGACCCUUCUGCUGUGGACUCUGCCCACGUGCCUUUUCGCGCUCUGACCACCUAGCUUUGCAUAUGAAGCGUCACCUCUGA
This is a messenger RNA of Arvicola amphibius (Eurasian water vole), 1098 nucleotides long. It is a transcript of the gene Klf1, whose product is annotated as Kruppel like factor 1. The record is from RefSeq and is a predicted model, not a curated record. The transcript is spliced from 3 exons. Gene Ontology annotation, biological process: regulation of transcription by RNA polymerase II. NCBI's taxonomy places the organism in Eukaryota, Metazoa, Chordata, Mammalia, Rodentia, Cricetidae. Bases 16 to 1098 code for a protein of 360 amino acids. Gene Ontology annotation, molecular function: DNA-binding transcription factor activity, RNA polymerase II-specific; RNA polymerase II cis-regulatory region sequence-specific DNA binding.